ACCAAUACUCUAUUAGGAAUUCAGAUUUGAGACACAAACCCUAACGUCUAAAAGUGUUAAUUUCAGUAUUACACCCAGCAGCCAGAGCAGCAGACUCACUGUCUCCCUCUUGCUAACUUGCCUCUCUAUCUCGCCUCUCCCUCUCGCCAACUCGCCAACUCGUCGUCUCUCCUCUCCCUGUCGUCAUAGCCAGAGCCCAGAGCAUCAGAUGAUAAGUUUCUUUUCUUGUUGAAAUUACAACUGUUGCCUUCUCUGCCUUGUGCUAUUUUGAGAUCGAUUUUGACAGUUUUUGUUUAAAUAUCUGUUAAGGAAAUGGUUAUUUUCAUUCCUUUUCUUUUCUUGAUGUAGUGACUCAUAGCAUGGCUGAAAAUAUACAAAGUGAUAAGAUGAUGGGUGAAAGUGGGGCUUCUAAUUCAAAUGCAAUAAGCCAAUUUGAAACAACAGAGUCAAAUAUAACCAAAAAAGGAAAAAAAGGUCUAUUGUGUGGGAUCAUUUUACAGAAAUUAUUACUUCCGAAGGGAGUACAAAAGCAAAAUGUGACUAUUGCUUUAUUGAAUAUUGUUUUAAGACCAAAGACGCAAUUGAUAGCAAAUGAAGAUACAGUUUUAAGUGAAAUGGCAAAGAAGAUGAAGGAAAACUUUAAUAAGUAUUGGGGUGAUCCAGGGAAAAUGAACAAGAUAAUUUUCAUCUUAUGUAUUUUGGAUCCACGUUACAAGCUCGAAUCAGUUGGUUAUGCACUUGUAAAGAUGUUUGGUGAAGAUCUGGGGGAAACUAUACAAGCAGAAGUGAAGAAGUACAUGACUUCGUUAUUUUGUGAGUAUGUAAAGUCCAGCUCAAAAGGUGUCGUGCUUGCUUCAUCUUCAGAUUAUUCUUCAUUGGACACUUCUACUUCCGGGCUUUCUAACAGUCAAGUAAGCACCCAAAAUACAGGACUUUUGGAAUCACUUGCAAGAUAUAAAAAAAUAUAAAAGUGGGAGUGGAGGUGUAGAUACUAAAACAGAGUUAGAUAAAUAUUUUGGUGAAGAAACUGAGGAUGACACUAAAGAAUUUGAUGUUCUUCUCUGGUGAAAAUUGAACUCAGCUAGAUUUUCUGUUCUUGCGGAGAUGGCUCGUGAUGUAUUAGCGACUCCGGUUUCAAGCGUGACAUCCGAAUGUGCGUUUAGUACGGGAGGGCAUCUUCUUGAUUCAUUUAGGAGUUCAUUAACUCCUAAAUUGGUGCAAGCUCUAGUGUGUCUUCAAGAUUGGCUUCGAAAUGAAAAAUUAAAACAACCUGUUAGUGUUGAGGAAGAUAUUGAUAAAAUCGAGCAGCUUGAACAAGAUUUAACCAGCGAUGGAAAAGACCCUUCCGUAAUUGACGUGUAGUGUUAAUAUAUCUGGU
Messenger RNA from Nicotiana tabacum (common tobacco), 1378 nucleotides. The record is from RefSeq and is a predicted model, not a curated record. NCBI's taxonomy places the organism in Eukaryota, Viridiplantae, Streptophyta, Magnoliopsida, Solanales, Solanaceae.